GGGACGCCACAAAAGGACGUUAUAAUAAAACCCGAUGCCCCGAGCACGUUACUUUCGGAGAAGCAUGCAGACUACAUAGCUUCGUAUGGAACAAAGAAGGACGAUUAUGAAUACUGUAUGUCGGAGUAUUUGAGGAUGAGUGGUGUUUACUGGGGGCUGACAGCAAUGGAUCUCAUGGGGCAGCUGCACCGAAUGAACAAAGAAGAAAUUCUGGCAUUCAUCAAAUCAUGUCAACAUGAGUGUGGCGGAAUAAGUGCCAGCAUAGGUCAUGAUCCGCAUCUUCUGUAUACCCUCAGUGCUGUCCAGAUUCUUAUAUUAUAUGAUAGUCUCCAUGUUGUUGAUGUAAAUAAAAUUGUAGAAUAUAUACAGAGCUUGCAAAAUGAAGAUGGAUCAUUUGCUGGAGACAAAUGGGGAGAAGUAGAUACAAGGUUCUCCUUCUGUGCUGCAGCAACUCUUGCACUUCUGGGAAAACUGGAUGCUAUUGAUGUGCAGAAAGCAGUAGAAUUUGUCUUGUCCUGUAUGAACUUUGAUGGAGGAUUUGGUUGUAGACCAGGUUCUGAGUCACACGCAGGACAGAUCUAUUGUUGCACAGGAUUUCUGGCUAUAACAGACCAGUUGCAUCAAAUAAAUGUCGACUUGCUGGGUUGGUGGCUUUGUGAACGUCAGUUACCUUCUGGAGGUCUCAACGGACGACCAGAGAAGUUACCUGAUGUAUGUUAUUCAUGGUGGGUGCUAGCAUCUUUGAAGAUGAUUGGUAGGUUACAUUGGAUUGACAGAGAGAAACUGCGCUGUUUUAUUUUGGCUUGCCAGGAUGAGGAGACUGGAGGAUUUGCAGACAGACCAGGAGAUAUGGUGGAUCCAUUUCACACCUUAUUUGGAAUUGCUGGACUAUCUUUAUUAGGAGAAGAACAAAUUAAGGCCGUCAAUCCUGUCUUUUGUAUGCCAGAAGAUGUCCUUCGAAAAAUAAAUGUACAGCCUGAGCUUGUGAACUAAGCCUCGAAGAGACAAAAGGUUGAUAUGCCCAGUUGCUUUUGUUUUACUGAUUUAAGUCAUCUUAUCUCUGAAACUGUUAGCAUAUUCUUAUUUGAGAUGCCUUUACAUUAUGAAAGUAAAGCAAUAGGUUUACUGUGGACUUUGUCACUUUGUAAACUGUAUCAGAACAGGCUGGUUCUAAGAAUCUGAGUGUAAUGUGGUCUUGGUUGUAUAUAAGAGAUGUAGAAACAUUUCUAAUCUGUAUCUAAAUAUAUG
Balearica regulorum gibbericeps (East African grey crowned-crane) is the source of this 1248-nucleotide messenger RNA. The record is from RefSeq and is a predicted model, not a curated record. NCBI's taxonomy places the organism in Eukaryota, Metazoa, Chordata, Aves, Gruiformes, Gruidae.